Molecule: messenger RNA, 1221 nt
Organism: Indicator indicator
Lineage: Eukaryota; Metazoa; Chordata; Aves; Piciformes; Indicatoridae
Product: zinc finger protein OZF-like
Exons: 1
Coding region: 1-1221 (406 amino acids)
Biological process (GO): regulation of immune system process; negative regulation of transcription by RNA polymerase II; regulation of cytokine production
Source: RefSeq, a predicted model, not a curated record
AUGGAAGUGUGGGAGUGUGAGGAGAGUGGUAGAGCUCACAUCAGCAAGGUUCUCUUUGCUGGAGAUAAGCCAGACCCACCCGUGUACAGGGACAGUGCCAUUUGGAUUCAGCAGAUGGGAGAGAAAACCUACGAGUGUCCCAAGUGCAGGAAGAGCUUCAGCCAGAGCUCAUAUCUGAGCCAGCACCAGAGGAUCCACUUGGCAGAGAAGCCCUUCAACUGCUCCGAGUGUGGGAAGAGUUUCACUCGCAACUCAGACCUCAUCAAACACCAGCGGAUCCACAGAGGUGAGAAGCCCUACCAGUGCAACGAGUGCCAGAAGACCUUCAGCCAGAGGUCCAACGUGAUCAGGCACCAGCGGACCCAUACAGGAGAGAGACACUACCACUGCAGUGAGUGUGGAAAGAGCUUCAGCCAGAACUCUCAUCUCAUUGUCCACCAGCGAAGCCACAAGGGGGAGAAGCCCUUCAGCUGUCCUAGGUGUAAGAAAAGCUUCAGCGACCACUCAUCCCUGAUCAUACAUCGGAGAGUUCACACUGGAGAGAAGCCCUACAAGUGCCAGGAGUGUGGGAAGCGUUUCCGUGACAGCUCCGCCAUCAUUCGGCACCAGCGGAUCCACACGGGAGAGAAGCCCUACACCUGCAGCCGAUGUGGGAAGCGCUUCCGGCAGAGCUCCUCGCUGGUGACCCACAUGCGGACACACACAGGUGAGAAGCCCUACAAGUGCCCUGUCUGCGGGAAGGGCUUCAGCCAGAGCUCGGCACUCACCACGCAUUGCCGGACCCACGGCGCAAAGACCUUGCCUGCCUACCAUGGUGGCCUCCUGCCCAGCCACUACCAGGGUGCUGAGCAUGGCCGGAGGUGCAGUGACCACUCCACACUGGCCAAGCACCAGAGCCUGCAUGCUGAGGAGCAGCCUCACAUCUGUGUGGAGUGUGGGGACAGCUUCCAACGGAGUUCGGCGCUCAGCAUGCACCUCAGGAUCCACCGCAGGGAGAGACCCUACAAGUGUGAGGAGUGUGGGAAAACAUUCAGGCACAGCUCAGCCCUUGGUGCCCACCUAAGGAUCCAUGCAGGAGCCAAGCCCUAUGAUUGCAGUGAGUGUGGGAAGUGCUUCCGUAAGAGCUCGACGCUCAUGGUGCAUCUGAAAAUCCAUGCGGCCAAGCAGCACUACAGAUGUGCUGUGGUGAGAACGCUCAGCUCCCUCUCACUGCUGCCAUAG